GCGUCCGAGGUGUCGUGACUCGUAAGCGCGAACCCGGAGCGGACGGAGUCGGAGCUUCUUUCCCUCUCCCCCGUGGAGCUCUUGAAUAAAAUAAAAUUUAAAGAAGAAAAUCGCAGUCGGAGUUUAAAUUCGGGAGACAAAAGUGGUUUUUUUACUCGGCCAGAGGAAUAAAACAGGAUUUCCGCUGUAAGGCGCGAACCGGUUGAAGCGCAGUGAAGGACCGAGGUGAUGAGAGACGGAGCGGAGUCGGUGAAUCGGUUGCGGAGUCGUUUGGCAUGUUACAUCGCAUUUGGAGGUUUGAUUUGCAAUGGGUCGUCUCCACUAACACAACGUUACGUGUCAUGCCGCACUAGCAACGUCAGUGCUUGGACCCGCCAGUCGCUGCUCGCGUGCAUUCGUUGAACAUUCGGUCUACAGCCUUCAUCCACUUAAAAAGGUUGUACAUGUUCUUCCUGCGUGGGUCUUUUUUUACUCUAGUUCUCCAAGUUAUUACGCUCGUCUCUCCAAGUCGUUCUGUCUCUAUCGUACUGAACCCGACUCGCCGGCGAGAGCUGCAGCACGCCGUCUGGACUCCUCGAAGCCUAGGAGCGUUGGGUUCGGGCUUUGUGCCCAGUUUUCAUCUGGAGUGUUGAUGAAACCAGAGCUUGAUGAGUCAUCUCUCACCAUCUGCCGGCGCUCUUAAACACACCAGAUACGGCUUAGUUUUCUCUUCCCUGCCUACGUGCGUAUCUCAUAAACCUCAGCGAGAGAGAAAGAGCAGCAGUGCGCCGCGGUAAAGGCGACUCCUGAGAUGGAUUCCCGAUGUUAAAGUGUGAAUUAAAUCUUGAGCAAGAGGUUCUCGAGGCUAAUGGUGUGACUCGGAGGCCUCGCUGCCAACAUGGAUCAUUAUAGGUGACGAAAGCUGAUGAUGGAGCACGUAACGGCAAGAAGUUUGGGACGGUGGCAUUGAGGAAGACUGAACCGAACCGAUCCUCCUCGUGCCACUCCUAGUCAGCAUGUUGCGCUUGCUUUCGCUGAAGCUCGCCCGUGUGUACCGGUGCAGCAAGUUCCUUUUCAUUGUGGCCCUGUUUGUCGUCUUGCUCAUGAACACCCACAACUUGCUCGCGUCCUUCCAGAGGAACGAGCUCACCGACCGCCGCUUCAUCGGCCUUAACAAAUGCCCGGCCUGCUUCGGGACCAGCUGGUGUCGCAAGUUCACGAACGGCCAGGUGACUUUCGAGACGUGGGGGCGGCUACGCUUUCUGGACUUCUUUAACGUGAAAAACGUCUACUUUGCUCAAUACGGCGAGCCCAGGGAAGGCACGCGGCGGGUGGUGCUCAAACGCUUGGGCUCCAAUGCAGAACUUGCCGAGAUCGAUCAGAAGAUCUGCAAGAGGGCGACGGGAAGACCUCGCUGCGACCUCGUCCAAUCCAUGUACAAAACAGAGUUCGCUCGGCUCAACGGGGACGUGAGGUUGCUGACACCCGACGUGGUGGAGGGCUGGUCGGACAUGGUGCACUGCCCCUCCCAAAGACUCCUAGAUCGGGUUGUCAGGAGGUAUGCUGAGACCAAAGACUCUGGAAGCUUCCUCUUGAAGAAUCUAAAGGAUACUGAGAGGAUGGAGCUACUGAUGACUCUGGCGUUCAACCCGGAGCCCUUGGUGCUGCAGAGCUUCCCCUCUGACGAGGGCUGGCCGUUCGCCAAGUACCUGGGUGCGUGCGGUCGCAUGGUGGCCGUGAACUACGUGGGCGAGGAGCUGUGGAGCUUCUACAACGCUCCCUGGGAGAAGCGUGUGGAUUUGGCCAAGCAGCUGAUGGACAUUGCUGAGCAGCUCACCAACAACGACUUCGACUUCGCUCUCUACCUGCUUGACGUCAGCUUCGACAACUUCGCCGUCGGCCCGCGGGACGGAAAAGUCAUCGUCGUGGACGCGGAGAACGUCAUCGUGGCCGACAAGAGGCUGAUCAAGCAGAACAAGCCGGAGAACUAUGACGUGUGGUACGAGAGCCGCUACGAAGAAUGCGACAAAGAAGCCUGCCUCUCGUUCUCCAAGGACAUCCUGUGCUCACGCGUCACCGUCGACCACAACUACUACGCCAUCUGCCAGAACUUGCUGUCGCGCUUUGCUGCGUGGCGUGGCACCACCGGCGGCCUCCUCCACGACCCGCCCCCCGACGUGGCCCGGGACGGCCAUCUUGCGGCACUACUGGACGAAUGCGCCAGGCCUCAGAAACGCUUCGGCCGCUUCCAGGCAGCCAAGGAACUGCGCGAGUACCUCACACAGCUAACCGAACAAGCUAGCAUUAAGAGGUAGUACACGGCGAGAGGCGGAAUUUCUCCGCCCCCCCCCCCCCCGCCCCCCCUCCCAGGACACCUCUGAAACAAACUCAGCCUUGUUAAAGUAAAGCGGCAGUGCUCUGAGACGGUACAUUGUUUUGGGGUUUGUUUGUUUUUUGGAGUUGCUGCCUGCUGAAUGUUGUAGCUUUGACAGAUGCUAAUUAAAGGAGUUUUGCACAUGG
Ictalurus punctatus (channel catfish) is the source of this 2499-nucleotide messenger RNA. RefSeq names its product divergent protein kinase domain 2Aa (gene dipk2aa). The transcript has 7 exons. The record is from RefSeq and is a predicted model, not a curated record. NCBI's taxonomy places the organism in Eukaryota, Metazoa, Chordata, Actinopteri, Siluriformes, Ictaluridae. Bases 996 to 2294 code for a protein of 432 amino acids.